AUGCUAUCCAUUCGAAAGGUUUUUGGUAAAAGCAAACGCAACAAACAACAGAAAAAGAAACAGAAUUCGUUUGUCUCCACCGCUUCAUCCUCGACCGGUUCUACGCCCUCAACAUCCACACCCACUACCCCAACAUCAGGCCCCUUUAUCCAUGACAAUCGCGGCAUCUUCCGCACACUCGAGCCGGUGUGGUACUAUGGCUACUAUUCCAAUCAACAACAACAACAACAACAACAACAACAAGAUCCCAAUGGAAACGACGGUAGUGACAGCAACAGUGACAAUGAUACACAUCAAGUUGAGCAGGGAAUGGACUGGGUUCAAUUUGACUCGCAUUGUCAAACCGUGUUGGAAGUGGCCUAUCGACAGAACAAGGCAUCGUGUGACCUGGGCCAGAAUUGCAUUGUGCAUUUUACAGCAGCCAAGGAUGACUGGGUGUUGAAUGAGACUGUGCGACGCGUCGUGGCGCCGGUGUGGUGGUUCGAGCAAGACUCGGUUAUUGAUGGAAGCAAAGGCAUGUGUCGCUUCGACUACAAGAACCAGGCCCGUUUAGAAGCGCUGGCAGACGAGGACCGGUCCAAAUUGUCACUGGUGGAUGAGGCGUUUCCACAUCCGUUCACCAUUACCCUGGUUCCCAAGUCGCGCGAUCAAAGAGAGGAGUGGCGAGGCUUUCUGCAUCUGGAGUUCCCUGCAGUCUAUGUCAACAGCCAGCACAACCUGUUGGCCAGCCCAUACGACAGCAGUAAAGGAGCAGCGCUGGCAAUGGAUUACUUCUAUGACGGUUCGAUGGCGUCAUACCAGCAGGACGAUUACUAUGCUACGAGCACCGAUGGUGCUGGUCGUCGCUUCUCCAUUUAA
Molecule: messenger RNA, 858 nt
Organism: Zychaea mexicana
Lineage: Eukaryota; Fungi; Mucoromycota; Mucoromycetes; Mucorales; Lichtheimiaceae
Exons: 1
Coding region: 1-858 (285 amino acids)
Source: RefSeq, a predicted model, not a curated record